GAAACAAAGCAGAGUAUAUGGUGGAGGCAGGGCGUUUGCUGCAGGAGACAGUUGCUGCAGUAGACGUAAAUUUAGGCUGUCCUCAGGGCAUCGCCAGACGAGGGUUUUACGGGGCGUAUUUAUUAGACGAGCCCGACUUAGUGCUGUCGAUGGUGUCUGCAAUGCAUCGGCAUUUGGCUGUGCCUGUCACCUGCAAAAUACGCAAAGUGCUGACAGCACCAGACAGCACUGCAUACGAUGGGUUGCGUUCUGCUGCUGCUGCAGCAGCAGCUCCUGCAGCAGCAGCAGCAGCAGCAGCAGAGCAGCACCUCGAUAAGACCUGCCAGGACACUCUGCUGCUGAGCUACGCUCUGGAGGCUGCUGGUGCUGCAGCACUUACUUUGCAUGCCCGAACAAAAGAAGAAAAAGCUGCGAAUACUGCAGCAGCAGAUUGGGGCCUCAUCCGCAGAGUUAAGCAGCGACUCAACAUACCAGUAAUUGCCAAUGGAGGAGUGGAGACAAAGGAAGAUGCAAUUCGCUGUCUCCUCGUCACAGGGGCUGACGCAGUGAUGUCAGCAGAAGGAGUAUUAGACAAUCCUGCGCUCUUCUCUGGUGCUGCUGCGCUGCUGCAGCAGACUGCGCUGCAGCAAACAUAUCUGCUGCAGCCCCCAGCGAGCAGCAACAUGGAGGACCUGCGGUCGCUGGUAGACGACAUUAUUCGCCACUUUGCUGCUGACGGCAGCAGCAGCAGCAGCAGCAGCAGCAGCAGCAACUGCUGCUGCAGCAGCAGCAGCAAGACGUGGUACCGCCGCCACCGGCGCAGCACCGACAACGCGGAGGAGACAGAAGGAGACACUUCAACUAACAGCCAGACAGUAGACCCCUGUUCUAUGGCUGCUGAGGGAUUUGAAGGGUUGUUUGGCUAG
Molecule: messenger RNA, 905 nt
Organism: Eimeria acervulina
Lineage: Eukaryota; Apicomplexa; Conoidasida; Eucoccidiorida; Eimeriidae
Product: dihydrouridine synthase domain-containing protein, putative
Exons: 7
Biological process (GO): tRNA processing
Molecular function (GO): tRNA dihydrouridine synthase activity; flavin adenine dinucleotide binding
Source: RefSeq, a predicted model, not a curated record